AUGGAAUUUCACGUCCGUAUCAGUAAGAACUAUUUGCGGCUGUUUCAUGCCCGACAAUGGGAUAAAGUGACGGACGAUGACUCAUUGGUCAGUUUUUAUCGACUAUUUUGACCACAUAACGAAAUAUAAAUCUGAAAACCUCGACUUUUGCAGAAAGCGCUAUUAAAUGGAUGCUUCAAAAAUGUACACUACAGUCUGCAGCGCAACUUUUCAUCCACCACCGAGUCGCUUUUAGACAUAAUUCUGUCGCAAUACAACGUAGGAAAAAUGCACAAAGAACGGAGAAUUUCGUAAUCUCGUUGAUUCAGGCUCUCACUGACAACUCGAAGUUGGACUUCAUUCGCUGUUUUCCAUAUUUUCCGUCCAUUAAUCAUGAAUAUGUACGCUUCAUGCAGGACUGGGCAAAAGACCGGCCCAGGCUUUUCGAAGGCCUGUCGAGACCUGGACUUUUCACUCACAUAGGGGCCAAGUUUCAGAUCGAUCGGAUUAUCUACCCUGGAGAUAUACUCUAGGGAGUUUUAGGCCGAAAGAGCCGGGUUUUUGAAAACAAUGCGGUCUUUCGGCCUCCCAUUCACAUAUCUCCGGGACAGAUAAUUGGAUAGGUCUGAUACGUGGGCCGAGAAUCCUUCAAAAUUUGGAGUCGAUCGGAAUAUUGCAGAGUCUUGGCCAGCCUUUUGUCCAGCUCUGGUUUCAUUACCAUUCUUGUGCAACUUGAAUAUUUCUAUUUUCCAGAUUCAUUCAGCCAAUUCGACUCUCGCCAAUGCUUUGUUCCAAGACAUCAGGACUCUGACAAACCGUCUGAUUCCAGCGUACCGAACACAUCUUCUGAACGGAUCUACUGAAGAGUACGGUAUCAGACGCAAAAUUGAGCACAUCAAAAUAAUCAGUGAGUUGAACGCCGAAUGUUUAAAUUGAGCAACAUUGAUGAUUCAGCUUCAACAGCACCAAUCAUGAAAAAAAUGCCGAAAAACUUCGUCCACGCUAUCCAGAUCGUUGACGGGGAUCUCCAACGCCUGUUGGAACAAGUCGCGUUUAGAAAAAAUUGCAGUCCGCUACUAGAAAGACGUUAGAAAUGAAAAUGAUACAAAUUAUAGCGUGCACAUUACAGAGAUUUACACUGGCUCGGGUAAAAUGAGGGAAAGGAAGAAACCAGGAGUUUAUAACUUUGCGCAGUUCGAACGAGUGAAAAAUAACCUAGCAGCGCAACGACGCGAAGAGGAAAGCAAACGAAGGGACGAAAUUGGUGUGCAACAAGCAAAUAUCAUCAACAUGAAACUCAUUAACACAUCUGAGAACAGAAAACACGCUUCAACAGUUCAAUCUUAUCAAGAAAAGGUGAGUUGUUUCCAGAUUUUGACAAAGCAUAACGUUCUUAAUUCAAGAUGAACUUUCUUCUGCAACGGAUCGUACCAGCCAACAACAAUGCAGUCCAUCCUAGAAAGAUUUAUCUAUUAAAAUAUCAGGACAGUAUGAAGAUGGCCGCGCCUUCGUGUGUACUCAGACUCGAACCAGUUCCAAUCCGCGAAGUUCCAUUCGAAGAAAGAAUAAUGAAAGUUGCACCACAAGCAGAUCUGUUCACCGACAGUCGUCAAACUCAAGAACCGAGAAGAAACGGACGCUACACCGAUGUCCAUCACUUUGUCGAAUCCGAACAAACUGUGAACUUCAAUCCGAAUCCGAAUCCCGAUCCGACUCUCAGUGACUUUUUCUUGGACGAAUGGAACCAUUACGAUCCAUUCCGACACGUCACGAACUUCGAAGAAGUCUACGAUGAACAACAAUCAUUUGUUGGAGAUGGAAGCCAAACUGAGGAUGCUGUAUUCGAUGGCGGCAAUUUCGCAUGUUUUGAAUCACUUGAUGAGUCGCAGAUCUGGCAGGAAAACGGUAGUGGCUCGGAGCCAGACCCCUACCCAACCGGAAUGGCCGAUGAAGACAAUGAGAUGAAGUGGAUGGUAUCCGAACCAACCGAUCUUCAUGGGCUUAGUCCACUGUUAGCCGAUUCGGCAAUGAAUGUCGUUCGUUUCGAACAGUUUCCUGAUAAUGACCAGAUGAUUGUCGAAGAACCUGUUGUAGUUGAAAUUAACGAGAUAGAAAUGAAUCCGGAUUUUUUGGAGCAGUUUGGAAUAACAAAGGUGAAGCAUUCUCGAAUCUAGCAGAACACUAAUUUCAGUCAUUUCAGAAUGAUGUGUUUAUUGCUGCUGGGCUUGAGCCAGACAUCUUUAGUUUUGCAAUGGAAGAACAACAAAUUUACCUAUUGACGGCUUUUCUUCUCGGAAAAGAUAGUGAGUUUGAACAACAUCGAUGGAGCAGUUUUAUUGAAAUAAUCUGUUUCAGCGUCGGACCUUUUGCUUGAAAGCUCCAGUAUUGAUAUAAUUCUGGACCAAUAUACUACGCAUAGAGUCGUCAACCGUAUCGCUACUGAGACACAUUACGAGUUGUUUGUGAGGGUACUAGUUGAUUAUCUCUGAAAAAUAUUAGACAUCUCAUUUUUUACAGCUCAGCCUCGAACCGUGCAGUCUGAUCAGAGCGUACAGAGUAACUAACAACAGAAAUUAUGAACAUAUCCAACCAGUGACAAUUGUUGAUCAGAACGCCUUCCUCGAAUAUAUUCAGAAGUUCGAUGCAUCCAAGCUGAACAAAGGUCGACGUUAA
Caenorhabditis sp. 36 PRJEB53466 is the source of this 2652-nucleotide messenger RNA. The record is from the annotation of a GenBank genome assembly. Lineage: Eukaryota; Metazoa; Nematoda; Chromadorea; Rhabditida; Rhabditidae.